This is a messenger RNA of Musa acuminata subsp. malaccensis (wild Malaysian banana), 1324 nucleotides long. The record is from RefSeq and is a predicted model, not a curated record. Lineage: Eukaryota; Viridiplantae; Streptophyta; Magnoliopsida; Zingiberales; Musaceae.
CUCGCGCUUCGGUAUCUCCGCCAUUUCCUUCUUGAAAUCUCCGCUCCUCCCCCGGUCCGAUCUCUUCGCUCCGUUCUGUCACUGGUCUCUUCCCUCUCCCUCUGCUUUCCUUUUGUUCCUCGCUGAGAUCUUGGAGCCCUGGUCUGAUGGCGUCUAUCUCUGUUCCCUGCCCCAAGUGCUCUGUGACUGCUCGGUAUGGCGCGUGGAGUCGGAAUUGGAUUAGAAAGUCCACUCCGCCGGACUCGUUUUUGAAGCCAGCGCCCGAGCCCUCUUCGCUUUCUGGAUCUGCUUGGGUUCUUUCGUCAAAGGUUCCUAGUCGUCGACAUUUUCCCAUUCUAAAGGCCCAUUUUCAGGAGGUUGCUGUUGUGAGUUCAUCAAAUUCUUCGUCUUUGGUAUCAACAAAGUCAGAGUCUACACCAAUUAAAGGUGAAGAUUCUAGUAUGGUGGAGGAAUCUGCUAAUGAAGAUGCGGUAACAGAUACCACCAUAUCUGCAUUUAUGGCUGAAGUCUCAAAUCUUGUUAAGCUUGUGGAUUCAAAAGAUAUAACAGAAUUGCAUCUAAAGACGGAAGCAUGCGAUCUCCUAAUACGAAAAAAGGAGGCUUUGCCUCAGCCGCCAGUUGCCUCCGCUCCUGUAAUAAUGCAGUAUCCACAAACUAUGCUUCCACCUCAGCCUUCAGCUCAUGUUUUUCCUUCUGCACAAUCAAAUCCUGUUGCAGCAUCUCCAGCACCAGCACUUCCGCCUCCACCAACAACUGGAAGCAAGUCAUCACUUCCACCCCUGAAAAGCCCCAUGGCAGGCACAUUUUAUAGAUGCCCAGCUCCUGGGGAGCCUCCAUUUGUUAAGGCUGGGGACAAAGUCCAAAAAGGACAGGUGGUUUGCAUCAUCGAGGCUAUGAAAUUGAUGAAUGAGAUUGAGGCUGAUCAAUCUGGAACAGUAGUCGAGAUACUCGCAGAGGAUGGAAAGCCAGUUAGCGUUGACACGCCUUUACUUGUAAUUCAGCCCUGAAAGGUCAGAAGCAUACUUAGUUUUACAUUUAUCUGUCACACAUUUAUAUUAUCACCUUUCGCUGUGCAGUUCUGCACAUCGCAAUUGCUUGUUUGAUUUCAUUGUCAAAUCUACUCAAGAAUUAAGGUAAAAUGAUGGUCCAAUGUGCUUGGUAGCUAGGUGGUGGAAGCUUCACGAAAUCUGCAAGAAAACAGUUUGUUCCAAAUAUCUUCUACUAAAGAAACCCUGUUAUGUAAGAUUCAAAGACGAGAUCAAUUUGUAAUUUCUGUUGCCUUGAGUGUUAUAUGAGAUGCGUUACAUGCAUGAAAAUUUAUGAA